Molecule: messenger RNA, 1170 nt
Organism: Baudoinia panamericana UAMH 10762
Lineage: Eukaryota; Fungi; Ascomycota; Dothideomycetes; Mycosphaerellales; Teratosphaeriaceae
Exons: 2
Coding region: 129-1079 (316 amino acids)
Source: RefSeq, a predicted model, not a curated record
GUAGCGGGAGCUGGUUAACAGAGCGCCAUCUGCGGAAGUAUAUCAAGGUAGGAAAGAGCUGCCUCUCCUCCGUCUUUCAUCUCCCUCACAUCAUCUCGAACACGGGUCAGCCUUUCACUUCAUCGGCCAUGGUCAAGAUCAUUGUUGGCUUGAUGGGCUCUUCGGCGUCGUCCGGUUCAGCAUCGAUGAAUGGCGCGAACCAGCUCCGGCCGUUCCUCAACAUGCUGAAGCAGCACGGAGUCCGUGAGCUCGAUACUGCGCGUGUGUACAACAAAGGCAAGAGCGAAGAAGAUCUGGGCGGCAUUGCAGAGGCUAAAACGCAGUUCAUGAUCGCCACAAAAGCACCGGGCUACGGUCCAGACACGCUCAGUUACCAGAAUGUGAUCGAUAACUGUAAUGCAUCGCUCAAAGCGCUGAAGCAAGACAAAAUCGAACUGUACUACUUCCAUGGCCCAGAUAGGAAGACACCUUUGGAAGAGUCAUGUCGGGCCAUUUCCCAGCUUCACCGUGAUGGCAAGAUUGAUAGAUUCGCCAUCAGUGGCUUCAAUGUGCAGGAAGUGGAGGACAUUCAUGCCAUCUGUACUCGGAAUUCGUGGAUCGCACCAAGCGUCUACCAAGGCAUCUAUAAUCCACUAGCCAGGGCGGCUGAGCAGAGCCUAAUCCCCACGGUGCACAAGUUCAACAUGGCAUACUACGCCUGGAGUCCGUUAGCAGGCGGCUUCUUCGCAAAAUCUGCUGAGCAGCUCCGCACGCCAGCGGCAGGCGGAAGGUUCGAUCAAAUGAAGCAUUUCUCGAGCAUGUUCGUCAACGACGUGUCACUAGCACUGCAUGAUGAUUUAACGAAAGCGAGCGAGGCGGAAGGCCUUAGCGUGAAGGAAGCCACGUUGAGGUGGCUCAUGCACCACUCUGCGCUUGGCAAGGAAGACGGUGUCAUCCUUGGAGGCUCGAGCAUCGAGCAGAUGGAGCAAAACCUUCGCGCUUGCGAGGGUGGUCCGCUACCAGAAAGCGUGGUGCAGUCUUUUGCUAAUAUGUGGACAAAGUGGCAGGAAGCUGGCAAGGCUUUGCCGGCAAGCUCGUAGCUGUAAAAAGUGCCCGCGCAUGAGCUUCCUCGGUGCGUUCUGCACUGUACACAUGAUCUUCCGUCUCGUAUAUUCAAAGUAUCCAACACGU